GACGUGGUAUCAAAUAAGUCUCAAAUAAGUUUCUAUGCGUGGGCCUGUCUGCUGCUGGCCGUGUUUUGUAUCGGCCGAGCAGCAUCUGUGAAGCAUAUUGAACGUUUCAACAAUAUGUUAUCGUGUGCCUUCCUACAAGGUGAAGACGGUGCAUUUGACUGCGUACUCAGCUGUUGUUUGACACUGCCAUUCUUGGGGUUGUCAUGCCCUGUGUCUCGACCGAUGCUGUACUUCGGGAAAAAUGAUGCUCCAAUCAUCAGAAUACCGUUGUCUUCCUGCUCCGUUCAUUCAGUGUGUGAACCGUUGAUGUUUGCACGGAGCAUGUGUACAUCGUAUGAGUGAUCGUUCGGCGAUUGUGUGAAUGUUUCGUGCCAGUUUGCUACCACUCCUGCCUUUAAUUGCUACGGCAGACGACGUCGUGUGCUUUGAAAUUUACAUCAGUUAGACAUCAGUACCCAUGGCUGAUGCGGAGAAACCGUUUGCCUGCGACGUGUCAGGCUGUGGAAUCAAGUUUGUCUGCGAAGACAAGCUGACGAGCCACAAAAGGAGGCACAAAAUGAUGCUGUCAUUGAAUUUCGCGAACACUGGCGCAGGCCCAAGGAACUGCAUUGAGCAAACUCCUACACCAACGAGAUUCAUGGACAUAAUUGAAGAGGCAGGCCUGUUUCAAGAGCUCCACCCUGAAUUCACGACCCCCGAGCCUGUUCAUGCUGUCAAUCCAUUUGAGGCGGACUUUCGUAGAGCAUCUAGCGGGGAAAUAGUCACAAAGGAGCCAAGCCACAUCCCUACCACAAGUGAGCCACUCAACACACCCUGCAUUCUGCCUGUCACCGCCGACCCACUUUCACUGCGGGGUCAGUUCACUCCAGCUUCAGCAGUUCCCGAAUUCGGGCGAGCCCCUUUACUCACUCUCAAAGCAGAGGUGUCUAACGACAGCACUAGUGCACCGUCAUCCAGUGAACCAUCUGUCUCAACUAGUGCUUCAACUGCAAGUGAAAGUAGCAUUUCACUUGAAGAGGCAACAGUGGUUGCAGCUGCUGCUGACGCAAAGGAGGAAGCAUCACCAGGACCAAUCAUUAGUGACAAACCUACUGUGCUUCAAGUGAGCACGCCUGCUGAGGCGCAAGCUGCUGUGACUGGGACAAUUUCUGCUGACGGUGUCCUAGCGGUGACUAGCCCUGUUGCCCAAGUGCUUCCAGGAGUUUCCACGAACAAGGCGGCACCAGUUGUAGCCCCAGUCAUAGCACAAGCUGUUACUCCUAUAUUGUCACCUGUGAGCUCAUUGCCUGGCUCCAAGGCGACCACCAUCAUUACACCUUCAAAUGUUAUUCAGAUUGGUGACAGUGUCCAGCUGCUGAUUGUAGCCAACUCAGCUCCCACCAUCGGGGCCGCAACACGAUUGCCUGCUGAGUCUGUUCCUCUCCUGCAACAGAACACAGAAACAAAAUUGAAAGAUACACUAGUUGUCAAAGGCCUCAGCAGUACCAAUCAAAAGCAGGCAACAAAAUGUGCGCUGCCCACACCUCAGAUGACCAAGCCUCCAAUUGCAGCAUCAGACCCAAAUCUUAGCUAUAGAAAACACCGAUGCAUAGAGGCCAUUGACGAUGAACGGAAAAAGAAAAACAGAGAAAACAACAGGUAUGCAGCACAGAGAUCCCGGGCCAAGAAGAAGCGCCAGUGUGAGGCCAUGAGAAAGGAGUUGGAUGACUACAAGAAGCUGUGUGCGGAUCUGACAGCACGAAACCUGGAACUCAUGAACCAGAGGUCUAUGUCAAGAGAGAUGGAACUGCAGUACAAAGAUGAGAUUUUCAAACUUAGGAAACAGCUGGCCCUCCACAGCAGCUGCUCCAUUACCUUGGAACUACAAAAGAAAGAAAAGGACCGCCAAAGCAAUCAAGGGAAGCCAAGAACAGAAAUUGUUCCUCAGGGUCCUGCGGCUAUUACGUUGUCAAGCACAUUGGCAUUGCCAACUCAGUUGUCACUUCUGGUUGCCGCAAAGGAUCCACUAACAAGGACGGUGUUGAAGUGAAUCGAAAAGAACUGGUACUUCCAUUACGUGUCUUGAAGACCUCCCGCUGGACAAUCAACUUUUUUAUCCUCAAGAGAUAGAUGGUACAUUAUUUUUUGUUUUAUUUUGCUGCCUUUUCUCACCUUUUGUUGCCAUAGAAAUUAUAUGGAUGCUUAAGCUCGCCUUCGCACAGUUGCCAUGCUGUCCCAGCAGCCCGUGAGGCAAGUAUUGGAGGUCAUGUAAUCUGCUACAGGUGUGAAGGCAAUCCAGAAGGCUAGCGGCUUAAUGCGUGCUGUCUUUCUGCACGCACUGUGUUGGAAGUUGCAUGAUAUGCCAAAUUUUGGAGGUGCUGGACAGUGUAAGGGCAAAAGGUGCGGCAACAUAAAAUGUUCACUUUGGAGACAACCUACUGCUGGCGGUCCUCAUCACAGCAGCGUUGUGACUAGUGCACCCAGUCACUGGUAAACUAUGUUUGUGUGUCUCUGGGCACAUGAUGCCAUGUACAUUUAGUCAGCAUGCGAACGUUUAUUGUAAAUUAUAUUGCCCAUGAAUCUACAAGUCUUACUUCAUGUAAUAUUCUAAUACUUUGCUAUUGUUGUCAGUGAUUCACCCUUUGGGCAGAACCGUGACUUUUUAUUGUCCUUUGCACUAGGUGCGCAAAGCUGUUUUGUUGCAUCGUUAUUGCUUCACUUUGACUAGUAUGCCUCGUGUAGCUUUUUUAAUUGUUUAUAUUUUUAGUUGCAGCCUUUGUAAAAAGUUUAAAAUGCACUACACAUGUGGCUAGAAAUGUAAUUGGAUUCUUUAUUAGAGCCACUGUAGAAAUUUCAUUGUUUUGAAGCCACGUAGAUUUUGGAAGAAUUCACGACUCUUGAUCUUUGGAGCAAGAGGAGUGCUGUAGGAGAACCACCACAAGGCCCAGUGGCAGUUGGCGUCUCCUAAUGUGCACAGUGUGACUUCGAAACUUUGAUAAAGGCUGCACCUAGGCCAGUAGUGUAGGCACAUUUUGUAUUUUAAAAAAAAAGCAAUAAAGUAAUGUGACCAACAUCUAUACAUUUAUAUUUAGCAACACCUAAUAGCAUCACGCAGUGUCUUAAUGCUACCCCAGAGGUUAUCUUAGAGCCUUUAAGUGCCUCAGGUGUUGUCUGGAUUGCAGCAAUGUAUGCACAUGGAAAUGCCUUAGAUUGAAGAAAAGCAUGCACUGAAAACUUUAGCUGAGGCACUUUCCUCUGGAAGUAACUAUGCAAGUUGUCAUAUACCAUAUUUUCCAGACUAUAGUCUGCACCCAGUGUAUACCGGCAGGGGCCAAUUUAGGUAUAAAAUAACAAGUUUUCUUUAGAUAGCCUGCACUUGGCUGUAGAGAUGAACCUGUACACAGUAGAGAAGCAAAGAUAUUAUUUUCAGCCAAUAAAAGUCUUGGCCCUUUAUUAGACUUCAUAUAGUAGUCAAUCCUAAAAUACAUCAACAUCACUGCAUUUAAAUGUUGCAUAUAAAUUUUACAGCAAGGUUUGGUGCUGAAAAGAGUCUCAGAUUGCCCUCUUCCACAAGUUGUACCAUCAUCAUACUCUACGAAAUCACCUCAUCCCCCAUCCAAUUUAUGUAUCUAGUCGCAUUGAUCAUCAGUAAAACGUCGGCAUUUUGUCAUGCAACACUAAAAGUUUUUCACAAUCGUUCCUGCCUCGAACCUCACGUGACUGAAACCAUCUUCCCGCCGAAGUUGUAGGCCUUAUUAAUAAUGAACAGUUCAAUGAAGCCUUAGCUAAUAUUGUAUAUACAGGUGCCAUUUGAACACUCAUGUAACCAACCGUAUUUGUCUUCUUCAUUCUUUUGUAUUUACCACUCCCCCUCUGUAAUGUCCUUGGCCCUGAGGGGUAUAGUAAAUGAAAAAUAAAUGAAAAAUGAAAUGUGCUCAUAAGUCGAAGCAUUCAAAAGUAGCAGCAUUUGCUUGCAUAUUAUGGACUAGAAAUGUUGCUCGUGCACAGCGACGAUCAUUGUGCAGCUGGUUUCACUGUGUUUUAGUGUGGGAAACAUUUUAAGCUGCAGUGUGAACUUGUUAUUUUCAAGCACACUUUCAGCUUUACAAAAUAAUAUUUUGUAUAGUCCACACUCAUACAUAGUCCGCAACCCGCAAAGUUUCAACAUUAGACUUGUAAAGUCUGCAGACUAUAGUCCAGAAAAUACAUAUAUGAUACGAAACACUGCUACUUGUUAUGCAAAGGCAAAAAGGGCAUUUUACAUUGCGAAGGUGCAAUAUGUUGUAUUGUUGACCAUUUAGGUUUCUAGCUAUAAUCUCCACAGCUGCUAUUGCUUGAUUAUAUAUUGUGUUGUUGAGUGAUUUAGGUCUCCCGCUGUAAUUUAUACAAUUGCUAUUGUUUAACUGAUUUGUUUCCAUUUUAGUCUGUAUAUAUAUAUUUUUGCCACAAGCUGCAUCUGUUUAGAAGCUUGUCGGUAUGCUUUGACGGUGCCUUACAAAUAAAUGUAUUUAAUGUGUU
Messenger RNA from Dermacentor albipictus, 4497 nucleotides. RefSeq names its product cyclic AMP-dependent transcription factor ATF-7-like. The record is from RefSeq and is a predicted model, not a curated record. Gene Ontology annotation, molecular function: DNA-binding transcription factor activity, RNA polymerase II-specific; cAMP response element binding. NCBI's taxonomy places the organism in Eukaryota, Metazoa, Arthropoda, Arachnida, Ixodida, Ixodidae. Gene Ontology annotation, biological process: regulation of transcription by RNA polymerase II.